Orycteropus afer afer is the source of this 2661-nucleotide messenger RNA. RefSeq names its product coiled-coil alpha-helical rod protein 1 (gene CCHCR1). NCBI's taxonomy places the organism in Eukaryota, Metazoa, Chordata, Mammalia, Tubulidentata, Orycteropodidae. Gene Ontology annotation, biological process: cell differentiation; protein export from nucleus. The transcript is spliced from 18 exons. Gene Ontology annotation, cellular component: centriole. Bases 1 to 2661 code for a protein of 886 amino acids. The record is from RefSeq and is a predicted model, not a curated record.
AUGUGGCCACGUUCGUCUGGGACCAGGCCUUGGGCUGGUGCUUUUAUAGGGAAGGACCCAGGAGUUUUGGGUUGGUGGUGUCUGGAUGGGCUUCCCCAAGGCCUUGGUGAACCGUGGAGAGAGCUCUGGAGAAUGGGCUUGCAGCCCCGGGGCUCCAUGGCUUCCAUGCGCAGGACCGGCAGGGACUAUAGAAGAUUAAGGAAGAGGGGGAACACGGAUGGCUGGAGACAGAAUCUGGAGCCUUCAAAUCAUGUGGAGAUGUUGCGGCCUUCAGGUUCCACUGGGCUCAUUCCCCCAUCUCACUUCCAAGCUCGGUCCCUUCCAACUCUGCCAAGAAUGGCUCCCAGCUGGGUCUCAAACGUUUCUCUGGUCCAAUCCCCAGUCCAUCAGGAUGUCUCAGAGAGUCGGCUAGACAACUUGAGACCUCAAGUGGCCACUUGGGAACGGGAUGCUUCUAGACCUCAAGUGGCCACUUGGGAACGGGAUGCUUCUGGUGAUGGGCAGGAGCCAGGGCGAAGAGUCAGGUCCUUGGAGGGGUCUCAGGCUCUGACCCAGCAGGCUGAGCUGAUCUCUCGGCAGCUGCAAGAGCUACGGCGGUAUGAGGAGGAGGUCUGGCUCUUGCGGGAGACCUCACUGCAACAGAAAAUAAGGCUGGAGUCUCAGGCCAUGGAGCUGGAGGCUCUGGCGCGGGCGGAAAAGGCUGGCCAAGCUGAGGCCGAGGGCCUUCGGGCCGCCCUAGCUGGAGCUGAGGUCAUCCGGAAGAACCUGGAAGAGGGGAGCCAGCGGGAGCUGGAAGAAGUUCAGAGGCUGCACCAAGAACAGCUCUCUUGCUUAACGGCAGCUCACCAGGAGGCUCUUUCUAGUUUGACCAGCAAGGCUGAGGGUUUGGAGAAGUCUUUGAAUAGCCUGGAAACCAGGCGGGCAGAGGAAGCCAAAGAGCUGGCCAUGUCCCAGAAGGAGGCUGAGCUGCUGCGGAAGCAGCUGAGCAAGACUAAAGAAGACUUGGAGGCGCAGGUGACCCUGGUUGAGAAUCUAAGGACAUAUGUCGGGGAGCAAGUCCCUUCAGAGAUCCGCAGCCAGGCUUGGGAACUGGAGCGUCAGGAGCUUCUGGAAACCGUCCAGUGCUUGCAGGAGGACCGGGACGCCCUGCACACCACGGCUGAGCUGCUGCAGGUGCGCGUGCAGAGCCUUACCUACAUCCUCACCCUCCAGGAGGAGGAGCUGACCAGGAAGAUUCAGCCUUCCAAUUCCCUGGAGCCCGAGCUCACCAAGAAGUUCCAGUCCUUGCUGACCUGUUGGCGGGAGAAGGUGUUUGCCCUCAUGGUGCAGCUGAAGUCCCAGGAGCUGGGCCACAGAGAGUAUGCGGAGCAGCUGAAGGGACAGGUGGCCGAGCUCAAAUGUAAAGUUGCAGAGCAGAGCCAGGAGCAGGCCAUCCUGCAGCGCUCCCUGCAGGACAAGGCUGCGGAGGUGGAGGUGGAGCGAGUUGGCGCCAAGGCCCUGCAGGGGGAGCUGAGCCGUGCUGUGGAGGCCCGGCGCCGGCAGCAGCAGCAGAUGGCCGUGGCUGAGGAGCAGAUUAAACUGGUGAUCAAUAUUGUGUGCAGCUCUCAGAUCUGGUUCCAGAACACCAUGGCCGGGGUGGAACAGGCUGUCGCCCGGCUACCCAGCCUCAACAACCGACUCAACUAUGCUGCUCGCAAGGUCCACACUAUUCAGGGCUUGGUGGCUCGGAAAUUGGCCCUUGCUCAGCUGCGCCAGGAGAGCUGCCCCCCAUCCCUACCCCCACCUCUACCCCCACCAGCCCCAGAUGUGAACCUUGAGUUGCAGCAGCUGCGGGAAGAGCGAGACCGUCUGGAUGCAGAACUGCAGCUUAGUGCCCACCUCAUCCAACAGGAGGUGGGCCGGGCUCGGGAGCAAGGGGAGGCAGAACGGCAGCAGCUCAGCAAGGUUGCUCAGCAGCUGGAGAAGGAACUACAGCAAACCCAGGAAUCCCUGGCCAGCGUGGGGCUGCAGCUGGAGGUGGCUCGCCAAGGCCAGCAGGAGAGCACAGAAGAGGCUGCCAGCCUCCGGCGAGAGCUGACCCAGCAGCAGGAGAUCUACGGGCAAGCUCUGCAAGAGAAGGUGGCCGAGGUGGAAACUCGGCUGCGGGAACAGCUGUCAGAAAUGGAGAGGAGACUGAAUGAAGCGCGGAAGGAGCAUGCCAAGGCUGUGGUCUCCCUGCACCAGAUGCAGCACAAAGCUGCCCGAGAAAAAGAACGGAACCAGGAGCUCAGGCAGCUGCAAGAUGAAGCCCGCAGGGAGGAGGGGCUGCGGCUGACUAGGCGGCUUCAGGAGCUGGAGAGAGAUAAGAACCUCAUGCUGGCCACCUUGCGGCAGGAGGGUCUCCUCUCCCGUCACAAGCAGCAGCGGCUCUCGGCAGUCCUUCCUUCUUUACUGGAUGAGGAGAAGGCUGUGGAGUCCAUUCCCAGGCCUCCAGGAUCUUCAGCACCGUCAGCUCCCCUGGCAUCUACAUCUCCAGCAGUGGCACCCUCCUCCAGGGACCCCAUAAAAGGGUCCCUCUCUGCUCUGCUUGAUGACCUGCAGGGCCUGACUGAGACCAUUGCCAAAGAGGAAGGUCUGUGUCAAGGAGACAGCCAGAACUCUCCUGCUGCAGUCCACUGCUGA